AUGCUACCAUCAAGGGUUGCUCUAAGUUCAGGAUCCGAGGGAAUAACUGCUAUAAAUACAAUCAUGAUUGUGAUUGGAAUCAGUCUCGAUACAUUAUCUCGACCAACCCCAGUUAUCGGAUAUUCAACUCAAGUCGGUUAUUUUGCGAAGGCGGUCCAUCCGAUAGUCCUUGGGAAGGUUAUGAGUAUUGCAAAAAUGGUGAAGGUAGAAUUUGAUAAUGAUAACUAUUCACUUUCUACCAUUGGUGGUGUUGAGACAUGUAGUGGUGCUGCUGAGUUUAUUCUUCUUGGUACAAAUACUGUCCAGAUGUGCACCGGUGUUAUGAUGCACGACUAUGGUCUUGUGGAGAAGCUUUCUCUUGAGCUAAAAGACUACAUGAUCGAUUUUGUGGUAAACAUUCAGCGUUGGCUUCAGGUUAGCCUCAGUGUAGACUUAGUCAAAUCGACGCUAUAG
This is a messenger RNA of Lathyrus oleraceus (garden pea), 453 nucleotides long. Its product is annotated as dihydropyrimidine dehydrogenase (NADP(+)), chloroplastic. The record is from RefSeq and is a predicted model, not a curated record. The transcript has 6 exons. Gene Ontology annotation, biological process: thymine catabolic process; uracil catabolic process. Gene Ontology annotation, molecular function: uracil binding; dihydropyrimidine dehydrogenase (NADP+) activity; NADP binding. The coding region runs from base 1 to 453 and encodes 150 amino acids. Lineage: Eukaryota; Viridiplantae; Streptophyta; Magnoliopsida; Fabales; Fabaceae.